Messenger RNA from Mesorhabditis spiculigera, 237 nucleotides. NCBI's taxonomy places the organism in Eukaryota, Metazoa, Nematoda, Chromadorea, Rhabditida, Rhabditidae. The record is from the annotation of a GenBank genome assembly.
AUGCGCUGCUCUACCGUAAUUCUGGUCGCGUGCCUGUGCCUGCUCGCUAUUGUCGCCGAAGCCCAGCCACGGCUGCCUCUCCUCGAGACGCGUAUGCGGAAAAACUCAGAACCCUUCAUGCUGAACGGGCGACUGCGUGAGUAUGGAGACUUCAGUCCCUCCUUCCGGCCAUCCGCCGAAUUUGUCGGCCGUGCCCCGAUGGUGGUGAUCGACGGCCGCGUGUUCACGUUGAGAGAU